Messenger RNA from Larimichthys crocea (large yellow croaker), 2447 nucleotides. RefSeq names its product notochord granular surface (gene ngs). Gene Ontology annotation, cellular component: cytoplasm; intermediate filament. The transcript has 11 exons. Gene Ontology annotation, biological process: intermediate filament organization. The record is from RefSeq and is a predicted model, not a curated record. Lineage: Eukaryota; Metazoa; Chordata; Actinopteri; Sciaenidae. Gene Ontology annotation, molecular function: structural constituent of cytoskeleton. Bases 558 to 2153 code for a protein of 531 amino acids.
UCUCUGACAGGUGGUCUGAUAGAUUGGUUAAGCACUGUAUAUUCACAUCUAGCUGUUUAUUUUUGUAUGGUAUGCAUGCUAUGUGUAUAUGUUAAUAUAUUCAUUUCAACGUCCAUGCUGCUUAUACUGUAUAUAUUCUAUAACAUGUUCAUAUACUCUGUGUGUGUGACAGAUUGAUGGAUGUGGUACUAAAUUACAUACACUAUAUGAACAAAUCACUUGAAUUAACUAAAGUUAACUAACUACAUAAAGCUAAACAUUAUGAAUAAAUAUACAGCAGUAUGUGCAUUUAAUGUGGACAUACGCACUAAAUUGAAUGAGGUAAGUCAGCAGAGAUUUGUGUAAUUAUAAAAUUAAGAUUCUUUCAGCCACCUAUAAUAAGUUAAUUGACGUAACCUUGAUACAUGUUUGGAGGGACAUUCAUCCUUGGGUUGGGAAGGCUCAACAUUCCUCUGCAGUGUUCAGGGAAGGGCUGAGCUGAAGAUAUAAAGAGCCCAGCACAGGCUGCAAAGUGUGAGUGACCAGUUUCGAGUCGCAGAAGUUACAGGAGUGUCAACAUGAGCCGCAGUCCAGAGAGGAUGUCUUCAUACCGCCGGCACUUUGAGUGCACCAUUGCCGCUCCUCCGGCCUACCAGCUCCGGGUGUCUAGUCCCUCUCCCACCCGCAGGGACACCCGCCACCGGUCUGCCAGCUACACCCGGAGUGGAGGGACGAUGGGGCGCAGGGCCAUCACCAGUAAACCUCGCAUGACCAGCAGUGUGAGUAUGGGAGCACUGUGCUUUGGUAUGUCUAUGGGUCUCGGGCCAAAACUGGACCUGGAUGCGGCUGCAGCAGAGAACCAGGCCUUUAUGACGACUCGAACCAAUGAGAGGCAGGAGAUGGUAGCUCUCAACGACCGCCUGGCUGUGUAUAUUGAAAAGGUGCGAAACCUGGAGUCACAAAACAAGCUGCUGGAGGCUGAGAUUGAGGCUCUGAAGGGCCGCCAUGUCAGACCAUCAGGCCUCAGGCAGCUGUACGAGUCUCAGCUGAGGGAUCUCCACAGGGUCGCAGAGCAAAUGAGAAUCCAGAGGGAUUUGUCUUUGGCAGCCAAGGCGGCGAUGUUGGGCCAGUUGGACGCACUGAAGGCCAAAUAUGAUGAGGCUGUGGAUGCCCGGAGGAAGACAGAGCAUGACAUCGAGAAUCUCCGUCCGGAUGUGGAUAGAGCAACCUCAGGAAGGAUUGUGCUGGAGAAACACCUGGAACAACUGGAGUCUGAGCUGGCCUUCCUGCAGAGAGUUCACAAGGAGGAAAUUGAGGAGCUGAUGCAGAAGAUUUAUUCAGCAACUGCCAGGGUUGACGUGACUUUUGGCCUCCCAGACCUCUCCUCUGCUCUGAGGCAGAUUCAGUCUCAGUACGACAGCAUUGCAGCCAAAAACCUACAGGAAAUGAACGCUUGGUACGGAACAAAGUUUCAGGAUCUGACCAGCGCCUCCAGCCAACAUGUUCAAAAUGUUCGAAGUGUGAGAGAGGAAAUCACAGGCUAUAAGAAGGACAUUCUCAGCAAGGAACGUGAACUGGAUGCACAGAAGACGAGGAACGAGUAUUUGGAGGCUCAGAUUCGUGAUGGAGUGGAAAAAUACAAGAAGAAGGAGGAGGACUUACAGGAGCGUAUAGAGGCGAUUAAACUGGAUCUAAAGAUCACCAAAGAGAAGAUUGCUCUGCUGCUGCGGGAAUACCAGGACCUGCUAAAUAUAAAGAUGUCUCUGGAGAUUGAGAUCACCACCUACAGGAAGCUGAUCGAAGGGGAAGACAGCCGUCUGAGCACCAUGGUCGGAAACUUGUCCCUAACCGGAGGGCUGCAUCUCACUUCCAGCGUGUGUGCAGCCUCACCCUCGGAUAGCUCAGCUCCCACAGCCACUUCAAAGCCAGAUGUAGGCCCCAGUGACAAGACCGGUGGCGGGGCUGAGAAAGCUCCCAGUGCUGGAGGACCUAAAGUGGAAGUGGCCUCAUCAGACACCCAGACAGACUUAGAGGGGCAGGCAACUGAGAUGUCCGAGAGGAAGACUGUCCUCAUCAGAACAGUUAAGACAGAUGAGGACACUUAUGAGAGCGACACACAGGAGCGCACCAUCAUCAUUUCUGGAGCAGCGGAUGACACAGAAGAAGAAGAAUAGACCGUUUAUCUCCUGCAAAUCUCACCGGGCGACCUUUCCUAACUAUAAGCUGUAUGCCAGCAUUUGAAAAUCCUAGAUUUCAACAUUGAAUUAAAGAGAAAACACCCUGUACAGCAAGAAGACAAUUUCCAACUCAAGGAUUGUGUUAGUCUUCGCUGGAGACUUAACAUUAAGAGAGAUACACACUGUGUCCCAACGCUCUGCUCUGCUCUGCUCCUAACUCUCUCUGCCUCUCUGCUCUUUUAAUCCUCCUGUGUGUCGGGAACAUGUCUUUUGAAAGUAACUAAAUAAACA